GUCGGCGGGGUCCUCGCGCCCCGCACGCCCGCACGCACGGCCCGGCCCGCAGUGAGCAUGGGCGCGGCGGCCGUGCGCUGGCACUUGUGUGUGCUGCUCGUCCUGGGCGCGCGCGGGCGGCUGGCGGGGGGCAGCGGGCUCCCAGGGGCCGUCGACGUGGACGAAUGCUCGGAGGGCACAGACGACUGCCACAUCGAUGCCAUCUGCCAGAACACGCCCAAGUCCUACAAAUGCCUCUGCAAGCCAGGCUACAAGGGGGAAGGCAGGCAGUGUGAAGACAUCGACGAGUGUGAGAACGACUACUACAACGGGGGCUGUGUCCACGAGUGCAUCAACAUCCCGGGGAACUACAGGUGCACCUGCUUUGACGGCUUCAUGCUGGCACACGACGGACACAACUGCCUGGAUGUGGACGAGUGUCAGGACAACAACGGCGGCUGCCAGCAGAUCUGUGUCAAUGCCAUGGGCAGCUACGAGUGUCAGUGCCACAGCGGCUUUUUCCUCAGCGACAACCAGCACACCUGUAUCCACCGCUCCAAUGAGGGUAUGAACUGCAUGAACAAAGACCAUGGCUGUGCCCACAUCUGCCGGGAGACGCCCAAAGGUGGGGUGGCUUGUGACUGCAGGCCUGGCUUUGACCUUGCCCACAACCAGAAGGACUGCACACUAACCUGUAACUAUGGAAACGGAGGCUGCCAGCACAGCUGUGAGGACACGGACACAGGCCCUGUGUGCGGCUGCCACCAGAAGUACGCCCUGCACUCAGACGGCCGGACAUGCAUCGAAAAGGAUGAGGCUGCAAUUGAGCGCUCUCAGUGCAAUGCCACGUCAGUAGCUGAUGUGGACAAGCGGGGGAAACGGCGGCUACUCAUGGAGACGUGUGCAGUAAAUAACGGAGGCUGUGACCGGACGUGCAAGGACACGGCCACCGGCGUGCGAUGCAGCUGCCCGGUUGGAUUCACACUGCAGCCGGAUGGGAAGACGUGCAAAGACAUCAACGAGUGCCUGGUCAACAACGGAGGCUGCGACCACUUCUGCCGCAACACCGUGGGCAGCUUCGAGUGCGGCUGCCGGAAGGGGUACAAGCUGCUGACGGACGAGCGGACGUGCCAAGACGUCGACGAGUGCUCCUUCGAGCGGACCUGUGACCACAUCUGCAUCAACUCCCCGGGCAGCUUCCAGUGCCUGUGCCGCCGCGGCUACACACUCUAUGGGACAACCCACUGCGGAGAUGUGGACGAGUGCAGCAUGAACAACGGGAGCUGCGACCAGGGCUGUGUCAACACCAAGGGCAGCUACGAAUGCGUCUGCCCCCCGGGGAGGCGUCUCCACUGGAACCGGAAGGACUGCGUGGAGACGGGCAAGUGCCUUUCUCGGGCCAAGGCCUCACCCCAGGCCCAGCUGUCCUGCGGCACGGUGGGCGGUGUGGAAACCUGCUCCCUGUCCUGCCUGGCCCGCACGCUCUUCACGCCAGACUCAGACGACAGCUACAGCCUGAGCUGCGGUGUCCCGGGCCUCCAGGGCAAGAUGCUACAGAAACGCAACAGCACCGGCUCCAGCACCGGGCCCAGCUGCUCAGGUGCCCCUGCCACCCUCAUCAGGCAGAAGGCCCGGUUCAAGAUUCGAGAUGCCAAGUGCCACCUCCGGCCCCGAAGCCGGGAGCCGGCAAAGGAGGCCCUGAGGCAGCUGCUGCUGGAAAACUGCCACGUGACCUUUGUGACCCUCAAGUGUGACUCCUCCAAGAAGAGACACCGUGGCCGAAAGUCCCCAUCCAAGGAGGUGACCCACAUCACUGCAGAGUUCGAGGUUGAGACAAAGAUGGAAGAGGCCUCAGACACCUGCGCGGCCGAGUGCGUGCGGAGGCGAGUGGAGCAGAGCCUGCAGGCCGCCGUCAAGACUCUGCGCAAGUCCGUCAGCCGGCAGCACUUCUCCGUCCAGGUCGCAGGCACUGAGUACGAGGUGGCCCAGCGGCCGGCCAAGGCCCUGGAGGGCCAGGGGACGUGUGGCACAGGCCAGGUGCUGCAGGACGGCAAAUGCGUGACCUGCGGGCCUGGCACCUACUUCAGCGGAGAGCCAGGCCAGUGUGUGCCGUGCACGCCGGGGACCUACCAGGACGGGAACGGCCAGCUCAGCUGCACGCCGUGCCCCAGCAGCGACGGGCUCGGCCUGGCCGGUGCCCGCAACGUAUCCGAGUGUGGAGGCCAGUGCUCUCCAGGCUUCUUCUCCACCGACGGCUUCCGGCCCUGCCAGGCCUGCCCCAUGGGCACGUACCAGCCUGAGCCUGGGCGCACAGGCUGCUUCCCCUGCGGAGGGGGACUGCUCACCAAGCAUGAGGGCACAGCCGCCUUCCAAGACUGUGAGGCCAAAGUGCACUGCUCCCCCGGCCACCACUACAAUACCACCACCCACCGGUGCAUCCGCUGCCCUGUCGGCACCUACCAGCCCGAGUUUGGCCAGAACCACUGCAUCACCUGUCCUGGCAACACCAGCACAGACUUCGACGGCUCCACCAACGUCACACACUGCAAAAACCAGCACUGCGGCGGCGAGCUUGGCGACUACACGGGCUACAUCGAGUCCCCCAACUACCCUGGCGACUACCCGGCCAACGCCGAGUGCGUGUGGCACAUCUCGCCGCCCCCCAAGCGCAGGAUCCUCAUCGUGGUCCCCGAGAUCUUCCUGCCCAUCGAGGACGGGUGUGGCGACGUCCUGGUCAUGAGGAAGAGCGCCUCACCCACCUCUAUCACCACCUAUGAGACCUGCCAGACCUACGAGAGGCCCAUCGCCUUCACCUCCCGCUCCAGGAAGCUCUGGAUCCAGUUCAAAUCCAAUGAAGGCAACAGCGGCAAAGGGUUCCAAGUACCUUAUGUCACCUACGACGAGGACUACCAGAAGUUAAUAGAAGAUAUCGUCCGCGAUGGACGGCUCUACGCCUCGGAGAAUCACCAGGAAAUUUUGAAAGACAAGAAGCUGAUCAAGGCCCUCUUCGACGUGUUGGCGCAUCCCCAGAACUACUUCAAGUACACAGCCCAGGAGUCCAAGGAGAUGUUCCCACGGUCCUUCAUCAAACUGCUGCGCUCCAAGGUGUCCCGGUUCCUGCGACCCUACAAAUAACACUGGUGCAGCUGCCCUGCUUGGGGUGCCGGCUACCCGGGGAGGAGAGAGCUCCUCCCCUCCACAGUCGAAGCUAAAGGCGGCUCCGUGGGCCUCCACGCUGCCUUGGGAAUCGCCGUGGCGUCUGCCCUUCAGGAAUCGCUGGCCAGCCCGUGGCGGGCGAGACCACAUAUGCAGGCAGAGACCCCAGCCCGGCUGCACUCCUCUGAUGCCGCCCCCGUGGGAAAACGUUGCUUAAGGCAGCCUUUCUUGCUCCUUCCAGGACACCAAUAGCGCCCUCUCCUGAGCUGGCACCAGCGGACGCCACCCGGACCCAGGACGCUCGGCCACCACCCAGGCGGGUCCCGGGCAGAGCUGACCUCUGGAGGUUGCACGUGCCCUUUGCCUGGUGCUUCAGGGGAGAGAGGGGCAUGGCUGCCAUGUCUCAGGGGGGCUCUCAGAGGCAGAAUCCAAGACAGGAGGCCAGGCCGUGGAAGCAGGGGUGGUGAAGGCUCGUCGGGGGGCUAUGAUAAGCCAGUGUCGAUGCUGGCAGGGCGUCCACACCCGCCAGCUCCUCUGGCCGUGGGCCCAGGACACGGACGAGUUGCGGUUGGGCUCUCAGGGUUCUGUGAUGGGACAGAAAAGAGGUGCUGGGAGAGGAAACCGUAGACUGCUGCUUUCCCGUGAUAGAGCAUCUAAUUAAGUACUAUGUGUACAUGAAUCUAAAGAUAAAGAUAUACGUACUUCUAUUUGUGGGUACUUUAGGAGAAUUCUCUUUAGCAGCUGUAAAUAUUAAUCGCCCCGUCUUCUCCCAGCUGUCGCUGGCUUCCCUGACCGAUUAAACUGCUCCUCCAAGCACUUGCCACGUCUGUUUACAAAGGCCAGGAGCCUCCAAGACCGGGGGUGAGGCAGGUCGGCCCUGGACACGUGGUGGAGUACAAACGCUUGGGGGACUGGGCUCCACGCUCCGCCAGCAUGUUGCCCUCCAGUGGAAUGCAGUGGAAAGCAGUGUCCCUUGGGACCCCUUCCUGGGGUCACGGGGCCCAGUGGUAAACUUUAGAAGGGGCCUGUGUCUGACCCGAGGCCGUGACCGUGGAGUUCGAGCUGAGGAGCCUUGCCACCGGAAGGCAAGGCUUUGCCCCGUGAGCACAGGCUGUGCUGAGCACCGGGGCCCAGGGAGGAAAACGGGCCCCGGGACGGGGGGGGCCGCCCCCGGCAGAGGCAGCCCGGCUGUCGGAGGCCCGGCUUCCGGUGCCGUCUUCUUUCUGCUGCACCCUGUGGCCUCCCUCACAGAGUCUCUCUGUAAAGAAGCAAAGUCUGGAGUGUGACCGGGCUGCGCCGUGUCCCGCUCAGCCAGGAGCCAGGGCCUGGGGUGGAGCUAGCGAGGACCUCCGACAGGCCGCGGCCUCGCCCACUGCCACGCUGCUGCUGCCACCAGCCGCGGGACACGCAGGUGCUCUGUGGCUUUAGGGUUAACAGACAUUUAGAAUCCCAAGAACACGGGCGAAUCCUCACACGAACUCCCGUCACCCAUCCUGGUCGCCUCUAGGUGGUUUCCUCCUCGCCCCAGACCCACGCGUGCCGCUAGGGAUGAGCACGCCCUUGAGAAUGGCUGUGGCGCUGAGGGCGUGAGGCCUGGAGGUCCCGGGCUGGGUGGUGAACAGGUCAGGGCGGAUCUUACAGUCCACAGCGGGGCUCGGCGCUCUGGAGUUCCUCACCGCCGUUACCUGCGUCCUCAGCGGCGGGUCCCCAGCUUGACUAAUGCUGCCGUCAGCACCUUCUCUUCCAAAAUCCAACUCAAGUGGGGAGGGCGCUGCACUUGGUCGGUAGCGCAGUGUCAGCUGGGGAGCCCCGUCCAGGCCACACUGCCCCUCCCCUGGUCACGGUCCUUGAAGGCCAGUCACAGUUUCCAGAAAGAGGCCUGUCCUCCGCGUCAAGCCCCUGGUCCUCCCCAGAAAUUAGGUGUGUCCUCCGGAAUCGGCCCCCAGCAAUAGCUACCCAGGGGAGGGCACUGGGAAGGGUUUUUGGUUUUGGGGGUGGUUUUUAAUGCUCUCAAAAAGGAUGUUUCUGAUCCAGAGGGGACCAGAAAGAGCUCUCAUCUCUCUUGAACACUUCCUGCUGCUCCUUUGGGUGGUUUCCGGCAGUUGCCACCCACAUACCCACUAACCUACCCACCCUUUCGGUGGCUCCACCCCGAUCCACGGCUCUCACCACCACUGUGGUCAGACCGUGCCCCGUGUCUCCCGGGCAGAGCAGGACGGGGCAGUGCAGACGUGGGCCCCGCACCGUCUCGAGUGCCAGGGAGCCCGCAAUCCAAAUUCGCCAGCCACCCGCUGUCACCAUCCAGCCCUCCCUCCCCAGUAAAACCACCUGCCGCGCCAUCAGGGGACUCAGAGUCCAGGGGUGGGGUCUUUCCUGAACCUCGUCAGCCCUCAGCCCCAUGCUAGGAACCCUGGGGGUCCCACUUACUAAACGCAGAGCUGUCGCCACACUUUGGGGCCUGGUGGUCCCAGGAGAUCUACCCGGGCAACAAAGCUUGUUUCUUCGUGUUUCCGUGUCGUGGACGCAGGUGGUAGAUUGGCUGACACAAGGUGGCUAUUCCACCUGGCUCCAGGUGGAGGUGGAGAGAAAAGGGAAGGCGGACAAGGACUGGCCCAGGUAGGGCCGUUAUGCGGUGAGUCCUGAGGAAGGACAGAAGCCGAGACAGGAGUGCAGAAGGCCUGAGCUGCCAGGGGCUGAGCCAGAAGGAGCACAGCCCACUCCGGGAUGGGACGUUGGCCUUGAGCAGCCGCAGACCCAUCCCAGCCAGGGCCUGCCUGGCACGGACCCUCAGGGGCCAGCCCGUUGAGAAACGCCAAGGAGAGGAGCUAAGCAACACAUCGCUGGAAGCAAAAGCCUGCCCGCUGGCCAGGGCGGAAAGCAGGGGCCAAGGCCUGGCGAUUCUGAUGAGCUUGGUUCUGGCCCAGCAGAGCAUCAGGCUGGGGCGACCGGAGCAGCUCUGCAGGGAUGGCAGUGGAGACUGAGGGACCUCUGCCCCAUGGGCUGGGCACUUCCUGGCACACUCUGCUUCCAUGGAAAUGCGCCCAGGAAAGGGAAGGCAUCUGCUCAGGUCUAGUGGCCAAGCCCUCAGCGAGGGAGUGUUGAAGUCGCCUCAUCUGCUUCCCCGAACUAGGCUCCUUUUUCCCGAUUGUGCCUUGCAGCUGCUGCGCGGGGCUGGCCCCCCUCCUCCCCCCGGGGCUCUCCGUUUAGGGUCAGACAGCAGGUCGCACCUGCCAGGGCUGGUGGCCUCUUUCCUCAGUCCCGCCCAGCUCUUCGCCUCUGUGGUGACAGGCUGGAGGGGGCCGUGGGGCCCGAGGUGGUGGCCUCGGGCAGCUUUCCCUCCUGCCAUCCAUGGGUUUGGGACACGCAGAUAGAGUAGAACUGAGACCCCAGGCCAAGAAGUUUCCAGAGAGCGAUGGCCCACGGAGACCCUCUUCCCCACACCGCUUACAAACCCACCUCUCCUACCUGAACCCUCAUUCUCCCAGAAGAACAGCCAAGGUCACCCCUCUUCCACGACAAGAGCCCCCCCCCCCCCCCGCCUGCUGGAGCUGGAGCAGGGGCCUAAGUGACAUUUCAGGGGCUGAAUAAGACUUCCAGCACCUCUGCCGCCCCAGCUGAAAACUAAGAGACUGAACUAAGUUGGGUCAUUUAGCAAAAGUUUGCUGAGCACCUACUGUGUGCUAGGCUCCUAGAAAAGCAGAGAGACCAUAGCCCAGGGGCUGACAGGAUGCCCUGAAAAGCCCUCUGGUCACAGAGAUAAAGGUGAUGGAGGCCUGGGUGGCAGAGCCCAGCACUCCCGUCAGAAGGCCAUCCCUCCCUCCCGCGCCUCCCAGGACCCCGGGUGGGGUGCAGGGCACCUGCAGGAGGGGCAGAGCAGAGCCUGGUCACCAAGCUACACUUCAAGAAAGACACCUCGAAGGAGAAGCUGCAGCCGGCCGGGCAGAGAGAGAAGCACACAAGCCAGGACUGCGGACCCCGGGAGCCCAGCCAACACGCCCAGGACACCGGUCUCCGCCCCGACGCCUCGCCCGCUGCCAGCACCCAGCACGGUCAGUGCUCCGGAAGGGGGCUCCUUUCUCUUCACCCAGGGACCGUGGCUGCGUUUGCCUCCUCUACUGCAUGCCUGGGGGGUUGUCAGCCUGGCAAACUGCAUCUUAUACCAGGGACCCCUUUCCUCGCCAGAGAUCCACGUGGUGGCAGCUCAGCCCUUCUGACAAGAGCAACAGCGCCGAGCCGACGUCAUUCAGGCCAAAGGCAGAGGGACUCGAUGUCUGGGACACAGCCCGUCGCACAGGUGGAGACCGAGCACGUAUCUGCUGCUCUCCCGGGCUGCCCUUGCCCCUCAGCGCCCGCACGUCACCUGCAGCAGUGAGUCCUGAGCACUCACUAUGUGCCAGCCACAGGGCCGGCCCGCCUGGCUCCAUGGAGACCAGCAGGGGCCCAGGCGACAUGGGCGUGGCCACACACCCCCUCCUAGCAGCCUGCACGGAUGGCCCCCCAGAGCAGGACCCUUUGUUUCCCUGAGGCCUCCCAGCCCCUGGAUGGAGUCUCUGAAAUUGUCUGUCCCCCCAAGUCUCAACAGGAAGCAAUGAAGGGCCAGAGUCGCCUCCCUCCCCCCCCGCCCCCCGCCAAACCCCCGGGGCUCAGCCCCAUAACAUGUGCACGUGCUCAGUGCUCUUCAGGCUGGGAGGCCCGGCGACAGGCCCAAGGCGAAUUGUUAGGAACUCAUGGAAUCGGGAAUCAAACCCAAGCCCGUCUAAUCCCGAAGUAGGAAACGUCCCCCUGUGAAAUGCUGAUCACUGAAUGUUACAGAUGGGGAAACUCAGCAGGGCAGCCUGGCAGUGGAGGGCCCGGGCUGGGGGGACAUGAAGGAGAGGGCAAGAGGGAGGAGGGGGUGUGGACCUAGUGACCUCCCCCCUCUGGAACAAGUGCUAAAAGCUCAUUCAGAGAAAGACGGCCUUCUGCCUUCUCCCCGGGUGGACAGGUCACUUCCAUUCAAACUGAGCCUGCCCGGUACGCCGGGCCAUGGCUCGGCGCUCACCCUGGGGGGCUCUGGGUGCCUUGAGCCGAGGCCGGCGCACAGCCCUGCAAGAUGCCAAGUGCCCCUCCCCUACCUGCCCUUCUGCCAGCUCGUCAGCGGACAGGCGUGGGGAAAAGUAGGGGAAAAAAGGGAAAGCUGGCUGAUGGCAGGUAUUUUGUAUUUCAGUCCAGAGGCCACGUAGAUCUGCAGGGAAACUUCUUAUUCCACUGAGCUCAAAACCUUAAACAGUCUGAGUGAGCAGACCCAGCCCAUGCGGCUCCUGAAACAGGCUGUCUGAACACCACUGGGGGCGGUGCGGGGCUGGGUGGGGGACCGCAGAGCUGACCCUCGUCCUCGCAGCCUUCAGUUUGGGCUUCUGCGAAGGCGCUGGCGGUACUGUACAGGCGCUUUGGCGAUCUCUCUGCCUGCAAGGGUGACAAAUAUCAAUGUAACCACAUUUCUCUUUUAGUUGCCUCAAAUAUUCCAAGUUUUGUUUUCUCCAUCAUGUUCAUACAUAUGCAUGUAAUUAAACAUUUGUGAAAAAUCACUUUAAUA
Globicephala melas (long-finned pilot whale) is the source of this 8710-nucleotide messenger RNA. It is a transcript of the gene SCUBE1, whose product is annotated as signal peptide, CUB domain and EGF like domain containing 1. Gene Ontology annotation, molecular function: calcium ion binding. NCBI's taxonomy places the organism in Eukaryota, Metazoa, Chordata, Mammalia, Artiodactyla, Delphinidae. The record is from RefSeq and is a predicted model, not a curated record. Gene Ontology annotation, biological process: signal transduction. Gene Ontology annotation, cellular component: cell surface.